UUUCUAGUCAUUGAUCUGUUUUAUUUACAGAUUGUAGAGUAUGCUACGUAAAGAUCCACCAGCACCUAGGUUUAAAUUAUUUGAGCGUUUUAAAAAGUUUACCAGAGAACAUCCAUAUCUAUACUUAAUUUAUGUGACAUCAAUAACAUUUUGCAUAGUCACUUUCUACAAUCAUCCAGGAAAACAGGCUUAUGGAUAUGAUAGGGCAAGAAGGAGGGAGCUUAAAAUGAAGAAUUUAAAGGAGUAAAGUGAUUAGUCAUCAGAUCAACAUGUAACUGUAAUAUGUCAUCUAUAAAAGUUACAAAAGACUCAUCUGCCAUAGUUCAGAGGUCAAGGUUACUGGGUUUCAGAGAAUCUGUAGCAAAUUUUCUGCAGUUAACAAGGUCGUGUCAUACACCUAGGGGUAAAAUGAUAGUUCUACAGAACACAAGUGGAGGCUGUUUGACCUUGACAUCAUCUUCAAGAAGGUUGCUCCAAUGUUUAUCUGUAAAGAAGCCUGUCAUUCAGUUGCUUGUUUCAGCUACUCAAGGUCACCUGAGUGCUUUCAGUGAUGCUGGUCUUUUUCUUUCUUCUUUUGCUGCAGAUCUUGUUAUAAGAUCUAUUGAUUGUUGUCAAAGUGAAAAAAUUUUGGCUGAAGUUUACGAGCUAUUUUUGACAUUAUCUUUAGAUUACUUGAAUAGUGACGACUGUGGAUUUAAAUAUCCCGCAAUAAUCUCUGAUUUAAGUUUCAUGAAAAUAUUUGUGAGAAGUAUAUUAGGAACUAAACAAUUACCUCAGUGGAAUGGAAUCAAACUCGGACAUAUUUCAAAUAUAAUUAUAGAAACAUUUCUUCAGUGUGUUACAGAUGGCAGUAGAAGCUUACACGUGAGUGACAAUAUUUGUGUGAUGGCAAGUCUAGGACUUGAUGUGUUAAAUAGCUACAAUGUAUCUGGUGUUUUGUUACCAGCACCAGAAAUGUCAAAGUUCAAGGCGAGACCUCUGAAGCCUAAAAGAGUUAACCUGCAUAGUAACAACAGUAUUAAAGUUGCAUUAAUAACAACAUCUAUGUCUGGUGAUUUAGACGAGUUAGCUGGGGUUAGAUAUGAAGUGAGUCAAAAUAUUCCAACAGAUGGCAUUAUUAUAGAUGAUUUAUCAAAUAUUUGUGAUACAAUGGUCCAGUUUGAUGUUGGACUGGUUUUAUGUCAGCGUGUUAUGCAUCCAAAACUAAAACACAGUCUACAUAAGUCAGGAUUAAUUGUAGUUGACAGAAUUGGACUUCAGUUAGUGAAAUAUAUCAUAAAUCUAACAGGAUGUGUUCCAAUCCAGUGUGCUGAAAUCUCCUUGUCAGAAAAUAUAUUUGGUUAUAUAGAUGAUGUACAGCAUGUUAUUGUGAACAAACUAAGUUAUUUACACCUGACAAGGGCAGACAAUCCUGUAUCAACCCUAAUGUUAUAUCAUCAUCAGGAAGAACCUCUGAAUGAGCUGAAGGAUGUUUGUUUAACCAGCUUGGACAGUUUACAGCAACUUGUAUAUGACCCAACUGUACUUGCAGGAGCAGGAUGCUGGCAGGUUGGUCUAGCUAAUUAUCUUACUGGAAAGAUUGAAGAUAAAGGUGUUGAACUUAGUGAGGAAUUAGAAUGUCUAGUGAUAACACUACAACAAGCUUGUACAUUGUUUGUGCAAGCUUUACUAUCAGCAUCUCUAACAGAUGUAAAUAACUAUUCUGUUAGCAGAAAUAGUGGUCAUGUGUUUAGAUCUAGUGAUGUAACUAAAGACAGUAACAAACUUGGUAAUGACAAUAAACGAUGCUCUUGUGGUAUAUAUAAAGCUAAAGCAAAUGAAAAUCUACUACAGUUGACAGAAAAUGACAGUUUCUAUUUGACUAGAAAAAAUGGUACCUUAAACUGUGAAAAAUGUCCACUUACAGAUGCUAUAGAGGAAUGUGAUGAAGUGGUGAUUGACAGCUUUACAGUUGGCAUAAAUGCCUUACAGACUGCAGUUUUGACUGCAUGCUCAGUGCUGAAAAUUGGACAAGUUGUUGAAAAUUUGUGAUGUACUAAUUGAUAUGAAUUGCCUGUGUACUUUGAAUUCUAAGACAAAUUUAUACUCUUGUUUGUUACAAAUGUAGCAGGUUUCUCAGAUAUUAUUGUUUUCCUCUCUGUUUACAUGAUGUAGAUAUUACACAUAUUCUAUUUGAAAUCAGAGCAAUGAAAGUCCAUUUUAAGCUAGAUUUUUCUUUUUUAAAAAAGAGCUAUUGCUACAGUCAUGGUGUUGUUACCAUCAGAAAACUUUAGUGUUAGUCAUAUUUUUUUAUUUCUCAAUGGAUUGCCUAUAUACUUUGACACAACAACACUUUGGACAAGACCUUUAAGUUGACCAGACUGGACCUGAACUUUACUCUUAAAUGACCUUGACCUUCAAGGUCAAAUGUUUUAAUUUUGCUUGAUUUUAGCUAUAAUUGGCUAUAACAUUGUUAUUUAUGAAUUGAUUAUUAACAGUCCUUGGGGCAAGACCUGUAAAGUAGACCAAAUUGAUUUUGACCUUUACUCACCAAUGACCUUGAUCUUGAAGGUCAAUUUAUUAAAGUUUGCUUGAUUUUUGCUAUAGUUGGUUAUAACUUAUUAUUGUUAUUUAUAAACAAAUUGUCAUCCUACUUGAGCACAACUACCCUACGGACAAUGUCUUUAAAAAGAUCUAAUUCAAUUUGACCUAGACCUAUAAAUAACAUUCACAUUGAAGGUCACAUUAUUGUAAUUUUACUUUUUUCUGUAAUUGGCUAUAACAUUGUAAAUGAUAAAUGUAUUGUCAUACUUGUGCACAACAAUCCUUUGGACAAGACAUCAAAGAAGAUUUAUGUACUUUACCAUAAUUUGAUCUUGACGCUUACAGUCAAAUUAGAAAAUUGUGCUACAAUUGGCCAUAACUUUAUUUAUAUAUAGAUUUUA
Messenger RNA from Ruditapes philippinarum (Manila clam), 2924 nucleotides. Its product is annotated as molecular chaperone MKKS-like. The transcript is spliced from 5 exons. The record is from RefSeq and is a predicted model, not a curated record. Gene Ontology annotation, molecular function: ATP binding. The coding region runs from base 283 to 2031 and encodes 582 amino acids. Gene Ontology annotation, cellular component: nucleus; kinociliary basal body; cytoplasm. Gene Ontology annotation, biological process: cilium assembly; developmental process; protein folding. Lineage: Eukaryota; Metazoa; Mollusca; Bivalvia; Venerida; Veneridae.